Babjeviella inositovora NRRL Y-12698 is the source of this 1500-nucleotide messenger RNA. RefSeq lists its product as uncharacterized. The transcript has a single exon. The coding region runs from base 227 to 1345 and encodes 372 amino acids. Gene Ontology annotation, cellular component: membrane. Gene Ontology annotation, biological process: regulation of peptide transport. Lineage: Eukaryota; Fungi; Ascomycota; Pichiomycetes; Serinales. The record is from RefSeq and is a predicted model, not a curated record.
AAAGUACCCCAUUCUCCCAUAGAAGUCACUUUUAUAGAAUACUCUUUAAACUCCCAUUCUACUUGAGCUUUCACUACAUUCAUUUUAUUUCCUUUUAACCAUUCUAUCUAUUCGUACCGUCACUUGUCAAGCGUUCCACAGUUUUCGAUAUUCAGUUACCCACAGUUUGACAUUCAUUUAUCCACAGUUUGACAUCCAUCCUUAUCCAAGUCUCAUGUCCCCGAAAAUGUUCUUCCCCAAGAUGAUACGCAUUGAAGACUUGUCCCCCAGACAGAAGUGGCUCUUCGGGCUAGCGAACCUUGCAGUAGUGGUGCUAUCGUGGGUGCUUUCGUCCUUCUUCAUCAGCGAGCUCUUCGAGACCAACGUCUACCGCAAGCCGUUUUUCAUCACCUAUGUGAACACCGCAUUAUUUGUAUUCUACUUGUUGCCGUUUGCCAUUGUGCACCGUUUCAAUCUCAGCGUGUUCUGGAGGAAGUUACAAGAGGAGAGACGCUACUCCAGCGCGCUUUUGAGCGACCAGACGUCUGACUACGGCUCUGACGACAACGACUUUGUGGUUUCGCUGGCGGUCUCACCGAAACCGACCGACCGCAUCCUGUUGUUGGAGACGAUCAAAUUGAGCGCUCAGUUCUGCAUGUUGUGGUACCUAGCCAACCUAGUCACCAACGCGUCGUUAUCAUAUACCUCCGUCGCGUCGCAGACCAUUCUCUCGUCAACUUCGUCUUUUUUCACGCUUCUCAUCGGCUACCUUGCGCACGUGGAGAAGAUCCUGACCAAGAAAAUCGCCGGCUUGGUGUUGUCUUUCACCGGGGUGUUGAUUGUGACAUACUACGAUCCUGAGGCCAGCAGCCUGGCGGAGAAGAAGACCACCAUGGUUGUUGUUUUGGGAAACAUUCUAGCAUUGGGCGGCGCAUUGCUUUACGGAGUGUACACCAUUUUGCUCAAAUUCAAGGUCAAGGACGAGUCCAACAUGAACAUGAAGGUUUUCUUUGGCUUUGUGGGGAUCUUCAACUUGGUUCUUCUCUGGCCGACCCUUAUUGUGUUCCAUCUCACCGGCGUCGAGACCUUCGAGCUCCCUAACACGUGGCAUGUGUGGAAGAUUCUCCUCAUCAACGGGUUCAUCACGUUCGUGAGCGACUUCUGCUGGGCUAAAGCCAUGUUGUUGACGUCUCCGUUGACCGUCACAGUGGGGUUGUCUACCACUAUCCCAAUUGCGAUGAUUGGCGAUAUCUGGUUCAAGAAGAUCCAUACAAGUUUCAUCUAUAUCUUUGGUGCUGUCAUCAUUUGCGUCUCGUUCCUUAUCAUCAACAAUGACGAAGAGGAGGACAGCACCGAGGUGAUUUAAAGAGAAAAAAAAUUGGGUUUGGGUUAGCAUCUGCAUAUUUUAAUACAUUAUAUAAAGAACAACUUGGUGUAUUAGAUAAACUAGGUCGUGAUGAAUAACAAAGGAGUAGGUGGCUACAAUACGACUAUGGAAACAUACGCGAAUCGUGGUAUAUC